This is a messenger RNA of Limanda limanda (common dab), 8703 nucleotides long. Its product is annotated as polycystin-1-like protein 1. The record is from RefSeq and is a predicted model, not a curated record. NCBI's taxonomy places the organism in Eukaryota, Metazoa, Chordata, Actinopteri, Pleuronectiformes, Pleuronectidae. Gene Ontology annotation, biological process: detection of mechanical stimulus. The coding region runs from base 1 to 8703 and encodes 2900 amino acids. Gene Ontology annotation, cellular component: membrane. The transcript is spliced from 50 exons. Gene Ontology annotation, molecular function: protein binding; calcium channel activity.
AUGAAGCACCUACUUUUCCUCAACCUCGAGCUCACUGCAGAGUACGAGCAAAGCCACGAGAGCGACGUUGACCUCAGCAGCGAAGGACACGUUGACAAUAACAGCCGCAGCAACAUGGAUAAUGAUAAAACCCAGAGUCAUACAAGGAAAAUUACAGACUGGAGAAACAGCACUGAUCCAGACUGUAACCAUGGCAGCGGCAUUCAUGAGCCAAAUCUCCAUCAACACCACAGUGAUUUUUAUUGUCAUGAUGGCUCCCACCCCCAUCACUCCAUCCCUAUCCACCUCCUCCACUCCCCCGAUCAAUCCAGCUGCCGCCUGCACCUCCACCUCCUCUGCCACCUCCCCCCCACAGCAAGACAGUAUCACCUCACGGCGUCUGUCCUCUCCGUUCGUCAUCCUUCGAUAGUGCUGCUCUCCACUGCUUCGCCUCAGGCCUUCAAGGUGUAUGAGCAGAUCUGUGCCAUGAGGCCUUCUGGGAGCUGGACGUCAGCCGUCCGAACGCACGUACUGUUCAGCCUGGAGGUCGUCAGCCUAGGGCAUUAUAAUGUCACAGUUGAGGCUUUGAACCCAGUCAGCCGGGCCUCAUUCCAAACACACAUCCUGGUUCAGGAUCCCGUUGGAGAGCUGGAGUUGAGCGUUCCAUGUGUGAUCAGAACAAAUCAGAGACAGGCUGUUUUAUUUAGAGUCGCAGCUGGAUCCAAUGUGACCGUCUAUCUGCUGGUCAACGCAACAUUACUCUACAGAAACAGCAGCUACGCCACAGGAGAGGAGGUUGCGGCGGUUCUGCUUUUCGACCACGUAGGGACGUUUCCGUUUGAGCUCAGAGCCGAGAAUCAAGUCUCUUCUCGAAACAAGAGCGUCAAAGUUUGUGUUGAGGAAAACAGGAAGUCGCCGCCACAAGUUACUGUUGAUCCAAACUGGGAACCACCCACCAGUCAAGUUCCCAGCCUGGGUGUCAGUGGUAAGUGGAUGUGGAUCUAUGCAGUAAAGCCGGCUUAUCCCACGAACACAGACGUAACCUUCGUGGCUGUGGCUGAUGCACCAGAGCCGGUGGAGUUCAUGUGGCACUUUGGAGACUCCGUAUCAGUCAGAACUACCUCGAGAACUGUCACCAAAAGAUACAACAAAGCCAGCAGGUUUGAUGUAUUUGUGGUGAUGUCUGCUGGUCUGGCAUCCGUCACCUCUGACCUGCUCCCUCUGGUGGUCCAGAGAGCGGUGAAGCUCAACAGGCUCGUCCACCAGGCCUCGGUGCUGCAGAAUCAGACGGUAGCACUGAGCUGCCGGGUCAACGUGGGCACCGACCUCACCUUCCACUGGAGCUUCGGGGACGGUUCAUCCAGGCUGGGACAGAGCACGGAGCAGCACAUGUUCCACAGAACUGGGGAGUUCAGAGUCGAGGUAACCGCCUCUAACCUGGUCAGCUCCGCCUCUCUGAGCAGUCACAUCUUUGUUGUGGAGCGACCGUGUCAGCCUCCACCAGUCAAAAACAUGGGUCCUCCCAAACUACAGGUGCGUAGGUAUGAAGUUAUCCGUCUGGGGGUGACCUACGAGACUGAAAUUGACUGCGACACAUCAGGAGGCCUUCAGUACACUUGGACUCUGUUGGACUCUGCAGGCCGGAGCGUCCGUCUGCCUCGCACAGACACACACAGACAGAGUCUCACACUGCAGAGCCACCUCCUGCAGUACGACACCUACAGCGCCACAGCCAGGGUCCAGGUCAUCGGUAGUGUGGUAUAUAGUAACUACAGUGUGAGGGUUCAGGUGAUGCCGAGCCCUCCUGUGGUUUUUAUCCAGGGUGGCACCAAUGUCUUCAUUAACAGCGGGAACGCCACCGUACUAACCCUGGACGGGCAGAGAUCUUACGACCCCGACUUCCCCAAGAACCUGCUCAGCUACAGCUGGACGUGUAAACCACUCAGCUCCAUCAGCACCUCCUGUUUCAACCAACACGUUUCCACCUCCUUGCCUGUGCUCACUGUUCCUGCUGGUUUCUUAAAACGUGACUUUGACCAGUUCCAGUUCACGCUCAUCGUACGCAGCGGGGAGCGCUCAGCUUCCGCAGAGACCUUCCUCACAGUAAAACCCAAUCUGAUUGGGAAGUUGUCCGUUUCCUGCCCUCGUUGCCAGGGCGACCAGGUGAACUGGGAUCAGUUGUUCUCUGUCGACACCUGGUGUGAAGGCUGUGACGUUUCCCUCGCCCAUAUCCAAUACAGCUGGAGUCUGUUCCUGGUUGACGCCUCCUCCAGACCUGUCAUAGAAGUGCCAUUUUGUUCCACAAUGGAUCUCGGUGCUCCCUCCACAAUCAUCGAGGAUCAGACUGCUGAGACGUCCACCCUGCGUCCGUCUGACCGAUCACACGACACCCGAACUGAUCUCAGGACCCGUAAAAUUGGAGCGAGAAGGCGACAUCUUGGCCUGACUGACGGAGAGGAGCCCUCAUAUAAUUCCCCAGGAGAGUUUCCCUCUGCCGAGCCUCAGCCCUCCACUGACUACCCGCCACUCACCCUUGACAGCAGCGGAGACCUAUAUUCAGAGCAGUUUGGCCAAAGCGACAUUAUCAGUGAAUUCCCAGUUGACUCCGACCCCUCUGCUGAGUGGGAGUUUUCUUUUCCGGUCCUGGAGGGUGGUGACAUAGAAGAUCAAGAGUCAGAUUACGACGUUCACUCCCCACAUGCAGAGGAAGGAGACCCUGGGAGUUCUGCAGGAAGACCCACAGGUGUGGAUGGUGAAACAUUCAGUCCAGGAGAAGACGCAGUGUUCGAUCCAGCAGAACAUGAAUCUGAGGGCAGUAAUCUGGUGGUUUCCAGACCCUCUGUCCUGAUCCAGGAGCCAACUUUACUUGAUUUGCCCCGAGACCCAGUGGCCGGAGACGUUUUCAAGUCCUACACUUACACAGGAAUUUCCUCCUCAACGCUCAGGGUAAGACCCUUCAGUCUGAGGCCGGGGAGCAGAUACAUGUUGGAGGUCACAGCCAAAUGUCGGAACAGUUUCGUCGGCCGGACUCAGCUGUUCUUGAACACCAAGCCUGCUCCAGAGGGCGUGAAGUGCCAGGUGCAGCCGGUCGGAGGCACAGAGCUACACACACACUUCAGCAUCUUCUGCACGUCAGGGAAAGAGGAUCUACUGUAUGAGUACAGCUUCAGUGUAGGAGGCAGACCCCGUAGGGUGCUGUACCAGGGGAGAGAUUUCCAAUACUACUUCAGCCUUCCUGCAGGUGACGCCAGUGAUGACUAUAAAGUAACUAUUUAUACUGAAAUCCGAAGCAGCACAUAUGGGACGGCCACUAAACCCUGUCCCGUCAGCGUCAGAGUCCAGCCAAGCUUCCUCAGAGACACAUCCUCCCAUCAGGACCCUGACCUCGAGCUGUCAGCGGCCGGUCUGAGGAACCUGUCGGCUCUGCUGCAGCUUGGGAACAGUCAUGAGGUUCGAAACUACGUCAGUGUUCUCACCACCAUCCUGAACAGACUCAGCCUGGACGCCGAGAUCAACACAAAUGCACAGACACUCAUCCGCAAUGUGCUCAUUUGCACAGUGUGUGAGCUUGAGAGCGGUACAGCGGAACAGGAGUCAAUGUUUGACAGCAUCUGCACUUUAAAAGACCUUUUACAAGUUUCAAAUCAGGUUUCUUUAGCAAGUGUCAGACACGUGACACUUCACAUUCAGACCAUCUCAGACCUGUUUUUGGAGUCCAGCGCUCCAGUCCGAUAUCAUCUGGACCACGAGACCCUUGACACUCUGCUCGUCCUGCUGUCGUACGUCCUGCAGGCUGCUGUCACAGAUCAUGGCAACACACCCGAAACACCCAACAAGGGCAAUAUCACACAGGUACUGGAGUCAGACCCAGUAAAUACCAUUGCGUCUCCCAGGAGCUGCAUACCAGCAUCAUCCAGUGACCCAAUCAGACAGGGAGGAUCAAUUUCAGCAAAGCAAAGGACACGGCUUGUUGAUGAUAUUCUGCAGACUGCCUCAGACCUGAUGCUGAAGUACAUUUUCUUGCACAAGGUCCAGCAGCACCGAGUCAGCACAGGCCUCAUCUCCUUAUACGCUGCCAACCAAAACCAAACCUCCCCGGUCAUCAGCAGCGGCUCAACCACCUUCUACCUGCCUCCUUCUCUGAUCCAGCUUUUGUUUGUGCAUGGCAGUGGAGCAGCAGAGAGCACGCAGCAGGAACCAUGCAUGAUCAGCGUGUUGACCACGCUCAGCCUCAACCCUUAUACCUCUGGUGAUUUACAGCUCACUGGACCAGUGGUUGACUUGAGUCUGUACAAGUGCAGCGGGAGGAGAAAGAUCCCUGUCCGUUCCCUCAAUCAGCCAAUCAGCAUCGAGCUACAGCAUCCACCAAGAAACAAGAGCUCCGGGCGUGAGUACGUCCUCCUCCGCAGCCAGGUCAACUACCACAGCUUCAACAUCACCAGGGAACAUCUGCAGAAGGUCAUCCAGCUGAGCGUGGCGUUCACGCCACCGCCAGACAGAGUGUUUCCCAUCAUGCUGCUCUUCAGGAUGUUCGAGAGGCCGACUCCCAGCAUGCACCACCUGCACAGGACUCAUCAGUGGGAGAGCAACAACAUACGUAUCACUCUGCCCUCGUCCUACCUCAACGCUGCAGGGGUCGGUCACCUGGCUCUGCUGAAUGCUCAUUUUGGGAAAGAGCGAAGACACAAGCAGCUGAGUGAAGAGAUCAGCUACAGUCUCACUGUGGUCAGCAGUCAAUGUUUGACCUGGGAUGGCCACCAGGGGGCCUGGACACAUCUGGGCUGCAGGACACAGCAAGAAGACACAACAGCUGCUGUCAACUGCAGUUGUCACCAGUUGAGGCCUCUGACCGUGGUGCAGCACCAGAUCCAGACCAGACAUGACACAGCUGAUCUGGACCCGUUCCUAAGUGUGUCCCGAGAUCUGACUGUGCUGGUCGUCAUGGUGCUGUGUGUGUGCCUGUACAUCCCCGGGCUGGUGGCGUGUAAGAGAGCUGACGGCGUCUCAGAGAAGAAUGGAAGAGUCCAUUAUCUUUCUGACAACUCUCCAUUGGACCCACAUCUUUAUGCUGUAACCAUCCACACUGGUGUCUGCUCUGCAGCCAGUAUGAGCGCCAAGGUGUACAUGAAGCUUUACGGUGAAGAUGGGAGCUCAUACACAAGAGAAUUACAAGUCCCAGGAUGCACUCUGUUCAGGAGAAACUCUAAGGACACAUUUAUACUUAGUGCAGCAGACAGCCUGGGCUCCGUGCGGAGGCUUCACAUCUGGCAUGACGGCUCUGGACCUUCCCCGGACUGGUACCUCAAACAUGUGGAGGUAUCUGAGGUGACCAGUGAGCACGUGAAAGGACGCGUGUGGCUCUUUGUGGGUCAGUGCUGGUUGGCCGUGAACAAAGGUGAUGGCCAGGUGGAGAGAACGCUGUGUGUUUGCACCCACGGAAUAGGCUUUGCUAAGAUGUUGUGCUUUAAAUUAUCCGACUUCUUGGCCGACUUCCACAUCUGGAUUUCAGUGUACUGCUGCCCCUGCCCUAGCUUUUUCACCCACACUCAAAGACUCAGUGUGUGUCUGCUGCUGCUGUUGGGGUAUGCAUGUGUCAACGCACUCAUCAUAACUCAAAUAGACGAACAGCUACUGAUGGAGUUGGGUAUUCUCGAUGUAUCCGCCGUCUCUGUGACAACAGGACUGCUGAGUUUGGUGGCAGUGUUGCCAGGAGCAACAAUGAUAUCUUUUCUGUUUCGACUGCAUGAGGUCAAGCUGACAAGGUCAGGAGUCCAACAUGCAAAAGGCAGAAAGACUGAGAAUGCUGACCUUAAAGAUGCUCUCCCACCAAAUCACAGUGGGUUCCAUCCCUCCUGGAGCCGUCUGCAGCGGUGGAUGCAAGAAACCUGGAGGAAGAAAUACCAGGGAACAAACUUGCUCCCAGUGUCCAAUGCGAUGCUUGAAAAUAAAGAACCUGAAAACCAACCAGAUGUGAUGGUAAGAAAGGAGGAUGGUCCGGCAGUUGAGAGCAGCGUGGGACUAGCGAUUUGGAAUUUGUCGCUGAUUUCAAAAGGGGAUAAUGAUGAUCGAGCUACUCUGGGAAAAGAAAUUCAUCUUUCAAGUGAAAGUAGCAAGUUUUGUGGAACCCAGAAAGAUGUUUUGUCUGUAUGUAUGAGAGAGGAAGAUCAAGACAAGAAGAAGAAAGAAGAUCCUCAAGGAAACCGUUUCCAUGUAAUGAACAAACUGAACAGAAGAAAAGUUGGACGAGGGUCCCGGUGGUGUCAAUCAUUGGCCUGGACCCUCUGUCUGCUGCUGUCCCUCUCCUGCCUGGUGCUCUCUGCGGUGCUGGGAAUGAGAUUCAGCAGCAGCAAGGUUCUGCUUUGGAUCCACUCCCUAUUUUUCUCCCUGGUUUCUUGCAUCUUCUUCAUCCAGCCGGCCGCGAUACUCACCGUAGCAGUGAUCGUCUCCUUUCGGUACAGAAACAGAACCGACUUCCAUACUUUCUCCGAAAUUAAAGAGUUUGAGAUUCAACUGUGCAGCCACGGUGGUGCUAAUCGACCAGAGGAGCAGUUCAGACCUCCUGCUUUCCCUCAGGACACAAGCUCAUACCUCGACAAGCUGCUUGCUGCUCGUCAGCGAGCUCGCUACCUGCGUCUUGUGCGGCCGCCGGCUCAAGCAGAGCUGAGGAGAAGUCGUGGGAGGAGAAGAAGAGAGACUCUCAUCCAUGACACUCUCAGGGAUUUGUGCAUCUGUGUCUCCAUGAUCGCCCUGAUGCUGUGUGUAACAUAUGGCAGCUCAUUCAGUCACCAUCAUCACCUCAAUAAAGCUGUCAGGAAACAGUUUAUACGGAAUGAUGAUAAUGACUUUAUGUCCAUAAAAACACAUGAGGACUGGUGGAAGUGGACAGAGACCAGUCUCCUCAAUCUGCUGUACAAGAAUGCAUCAACAAGAUCUGAGCAGUCACACAUCCUGAUGGGAGAGCCAAUCCUGUGGAAGUCAGAGGCAUCGAGCUUGUUCCAGGAGAAGGUUCCCAGUGCGACUUUUAUACCAGGACUUCUUCGCUCAUUCUUCUCAAGGAGCGGAGCAUCCACUUACCCUCACUCCAUUGUCAUGGUUCCCACGGCAACGGCCCAGGAGACAUGCGGUCGCCUGGGCUGCUACUCGGGGUCGAGUACUACAAUUGGCUUAGGUCACACGAAGUCGGAGGCCACAUCCAAACUGAAUCUCCUGCAAUCAGGCGGCUGGUUGGGCAGACGGACGGUGGCCCUGAAGGUCCAGUUCACCUUGUACAGCCCUGCACCCAACUUGUUCACCAGUGUGACCCUGCUCACUGAGCAGAGCUGCACCAGUGUCCUGGUGCCCUCUGCUAAAGUGCAGUCUGUCAGGGUGUACCACACUCCUGCUGUGUGGGACUAUGUUGUUAUGGUGUGCCAGCUCAUCUUCCUUCUUCUGUCUCUACUGCAACUCUGUCUUCAAGUGUGCGCCGUGAGGCAGCAAGGGCUGAUGGGAUACUGGAGGAGACCCUGCAACUGGCUAGAACUCACUCUCCUGAUAGUGACCCUCGUGUAUUAUGUUUAUUACAUCUAUCACUCCGUCAUCAUCCUGGAGGCUGUGGAGCUGCUGCAGAGACACAGAGGACAUGUGGAUGUCAGCUUCCUGGCUUCUUGGGAACAAGACGUUCGUGCUCUGCGUGGCGUUACACUUUUCCUUCUCACCCUGAAGUGUCUGACUGUGCUGAGUGUGAGCAGGACCUUGGCUUCCUCUGCUGCACUGCUCACUCGUUCACUCUCCAGCCUCCUCUGGCCAACGGUUUCAGGUCUGAUCCUGUUGGUGGCGCUGUCCUGUGCUGGGAAUCUUCUGUUUGCACAAAGCCACUGGGCUUUCAGCUCCAUUCCUCGCUCCCUUCAGACUCUGCUCUGUCACUUCUGGGCCCUCAGACCCACCAGGAGCCUCCAUCGCCUUCUCUCUGGACGAGACUUCCUGUACAGUGGAGCUAUCUAUCUGUCCUCCACUGUGAUGUGGACAGCAGUGGUUCUUGGUUUGGUGUCCGCCUUGGUCAGAGUUGCCAAAAGAUCUCAGAGCAGGCGGGACGUCUUCACUGCUGCAGAAUUAGCCCGCUACCUGAGACGGAGGAUUUCUGAGGUCACUGGGCAGCGUGAACUCAAAUGGAUUGAUGACCACGUGGAGAGCAGAACUUACUACCUUGAAGAGUUUGAGAGCCUGGUGGACGAGCUGCUGUUCCGACUCAACGCUCUCUCCAACUGCCUGCACCACACGCUUCCUCCGAAACACCAUCAGGACGCGGUGGAGCAGAGUCCCCUACAGGAACCCUCCAACACACAGGACUUUGUGAGAAGACUUGUGGCACAAGAAACAAUCAGGUCCAAGCUUGAGAUGCUGCAGCGAGGAGGCCAAUGGAGAAAUGAUCACUCCUCAGACAUUGUUUUACCAUUUGAUAAUCUGCAGAAAACUGGAGAAAGUCUUGAAGAAAAUCUAAAUGAGAGAAAGCUACAGACUUUUUCAAGGGGACAAAACUGCCUGUCCCUCCCAGAUUCGACAUCACUCAUCAGGAUAUGGACAGAAGAUGAUCUGGAGAAGCAAGCACAGAGUAAAACUCGGGCGACCCACACAGAGGUGGUGGUGGAGGUUCUGGUGCACGAGGAGCCUGGAAGUUCAGAGGCAGAAAAACAGGAAGGUGUAGCAGGUUUUCAGGCUCAGACACUGCGAAGUAAUUCAAAUUAUUAA